AUGGCGGUACCCCCAGAGCAAGUCAAUGAAAUAAAGCAGAUUAUUCAACAGCAUUUGUCUCGGGAAACUGUUCAGAAUAAGCUGAAAUCCCUGCUGCCAGAUCUGAAGGUGGAUCAGGGUGUAAGGGACACAAAGUCUGCUCUGAGCCGUAGUGACUUAGUGAAGCACCUGAAGGAAUCUGGUGCAAUUGACAGCAUCAUCAAUGAUAUUGAACAAGCUAAGAACAAUAACUGCAUGAAGGGAGACAAGGUUGUUAUCUCAAGUGACUGUGAGAAAAAACGAAAACUGACCAAUAUGAUGGACAGCUUGGAAUUUCCAGUCACUGGGAACUCUAAACUUUGUUUUAAAGUACUUGGAGGACGGGCAUUCCUUGAUCACCUCCAGCAGCAAGCAGUUAAGUCUUCUUUCACUUUGCACAUACUCUUCAGGGGCCAAAGAGUGAGAAGUCGAAGGGUACCAUGCACAUGUGACCCAGAAUUUAAUGAAGAAUUUAUUUUUGACUUUAAAAAAAGCCAAGAUGGUCGAUUGCUGGAAACAUCUUUGUUGUCCAUCACAGACAAACUAAAUCUUGUUCUAACAAGGACUGAUGCUUUUGGUACAAAAUUUUUGGUUUCUACUCAUUUGUUUGAAUGGCGUCAAGUAUUGACUGUGGAUAGGCUAGUCACAUCUAUAGAAUUGAUGGGUGCUGGAAAGAUGCCUGUAGGUUUACUGGAAGUAGAGCUGUACAUCAAUCCUCGUCCUUCCAAACUAUUGACCAGGGAUAUCAUUGACGAACAAUGCAAACAGGAACUUCGCUUCUUUAGGGAGAAUGAACGGAGGUUUUUUGUCUAUGCCAGUAAUUGGUGGCAAGAAUUUCAGGAGAUUAGGGAUGAUCUCAAAGACAGGAUGGUGAAAAUAUUUGCUCAGGAUGAGAAUGGUGAAAGACGUCCUGUAUGUUCAUUUGUUCGUCCAAUUCGAACAAAUCGACUACUUAAUACUCCUCGUGAAGCUGCUCGCUUUGUGGGUCUCAUCCAUGUUGGAAAAUCCGAGUCAGUUGGUCAAGGAAUGGUCCAAGAGAAAUGGACAUCAAUGCAUGCCUUUCUUUGCUGCAACAAAGGGGAAUCUAUGGACCAUGCAGUGCUGUUGUGUAGUUUAUUAUUGGGAUUUGGUUUGGAUGCUUAUGUAUGUGUAGGAACAAAGUCAAAGGGUGAUUUCCAUGUUUGGGUGAUCACCAUAAGUUGUUCAGGUGUUUUCACAUUUUGGGAAAGUCAGACUGGUGAUACGUACUUACAUAAACCUGUCCAUAUUGGUGAUCUCUCUCACAGCAAGCAUCCACAUCCGUAUCCUUAUCGAACUGUAGGAUGUGUUUUUAAUCACAAGAGUUUUUAUGCCAAUAUCCAGCCAUCAGAUACUGUGGAGGUAUGUGAUUUUGUUCUUAAUGAACGCACCAAAUGGAAACCAAUGUCCCCAGAUGCUCUGUGUUGGCUUUAUGAUUCACCAGCAUGCCCCUUGUGGACACCUUUUUGCCACCUGAACCGAAGCCCUAUUGAUCCAAUCAAUAAAAGCAACAUCCUUGAGGCACAACUUCGACAUAUGAUCACCAUUCAAAGACAAGCUGAGGGACUGACAACCCAGUGGGAUGACCAACUGAGCUAUUUGCUAUUAUCCCGACUUCAUUAUUUUGAGAAUGAGCGGAUUACCGGCAACUCCUCUGGUACACAAGAAUUUAAGGAUGCUUUACAGAAAAUGAUGUUAGAUGAACAGGAAUUCAAUGGCUUUCCCAUUCAACAGAAACAUCUAAACAUGCAUUUGCUAUUUAAAGAGUCAAUGAAAUCCAGCAAAUGCCAACAAAUAAUCCAAUGUCGAGGAGAUAAUGUCAGGCAUGCUGUCAGUGUUUGUGUUUUUCCUUACCCAGAAGACGUCUGUGCCACAUGGACUAUGUAUGCUUGCAUUUACCAUAGAGUUGCCUAA
Messenger RNA from Acanthosepion pharaonis, 1950 nucleotides. NCBI's taxonomy places the organism in Eukaryota, Metazoa, Mollusca, Cephalopoda, Sepiida, Sepiidae. The record is from the annotation of a GenBank genome assembly.